Molecule: messenger RNA, 2842 nt
Organism: Limanda limanda (common dab)
Lineage: Eukaryota; Metazoa; Chordata; Actinopteri; Pleuronectiformes; Pleuronectidae
Gene: slc39a10
Product: solute carrier family 39 member 10
Exons: 11
Coding region: 29-2836 (935 amino acids)
Biological process (GO): positive regulation of B cell receptor signaling pathway; intracellular zinc ion homeostasis; zinc ion import across plasma membrane
Cellular component (GO): membrane
Molecular function (GO): zinc ion transmembrane transporter activity
Source: RefSeq, a predicted model, not a curated record
UAACAAGAUUCCUGCCGUCAUCAACAACAUGGGAAAAGACAGGGAGAAUAUUUUUGAGUGCAUGUCUCAGAAGAAUUGGAAAACUCCCACACACAGUAGCACCAGAACUGGAGACCCAGGCAGGAGGAAAAGUGUUCCGGGGACCAGAAGUGAGGGGACAAUGCGAGUCCACGUGCACACCAAGUUCUGUUUCCUGUGUGUGCUCACCUUCCUCUUCCAUCAGUGCAACCACUGCCACGGAGAAGGCCACAGCCAUCAGCACGGUGAACAUCCCAAUGACGGCCAUGACGUCCACAGCGACCUGCAGAUUUCUGAGGCUCCUUACAUGAGCGGAUCCACUGUGUCGCCAGAGUCCAAGAGUCCCCGAGGGGACAGUCUAGAGGAAGAGCAGCGCUUCUACAUCCAGCAGCUGUUCAACCGCUACGGCCAGAAGGACCGGCUGGAUUUCAAGGGAUUUCAGAGUCUGCUCUUUAGCCUGGGUUUGGGUGAAGUGAAGGUGGUAGGUGCGGAUCACGAGGAACUAGGCCAUGACCAUGUAGCUCACCUUGACUUGGUGGAUAUACAAGAGGGGCUUCACACACAUUCACCCAAGGAAGACCAUGAUCAUGAUCACGGGCACGGGCAUGGGCAUGGUCAUCAACACCACAAGCCCGGCUCUGACCGUCUGCACACGGCAGAGGCAACCACAGCGUGCAGCCAGCAGACCACUGCUGCCAGUCCAGCUACUGGUGCACCUACAGGGCAUGACCAUAAACAUGAACAUGGCCACAAUCAUAGACAUGAUGCAGGACAUAAUCAUAAUCACAGCAAGGUAAAGGAUAGUGACCAUAAACAUUCUGAUGGACAUGUGCAGGACACACAUGAUCACGAUCAUGAAAACAACCAUGAUCAGGUGGCACAUGACAAACAGCACAAACAUGAGCAGGUACAGGUGCAGUCCAACCCCAAGGACAUAACUUCUCAACCUCAUAGUGAACAUGACCACGGUGAUCAUGACCACGCUGAUCAUGACCAUGGUGAUCAUGACCACAGUACACAUGACCACGGUACACAUGAACAUGACCACGGUACACAUGACCACGGUACACAUGAACAUAACCAUGGUGAACAUGACAGCGACCACAAUCAUGACCAUCCAGUACAGACGGGCACAGAUAGUCCUCUCAUCGGCCAGGAGCAGGUACCCACUGUCCCCUCGGGGCCGUCCCCUGUCCCUCAGGAGACCUCUCCUGCACCAAUAGAAAGCAAGACCAAGAAGCCCAGAAAUCCAGCGCGGGUCAGAGGACAGCGUGGGCGAAACAAAACCUCCUCUCCCAUAUCUCCGUCUGACGACCAUGAGCACAAACAUGGACACGGACACAGUCAUUCUCAUAAACAUAGGAGAGAAGCACCAGGAGGGCCGGCCACCACCACUCUGCCGGCCCCCAUCCUGCCUGGGCAUCCAGGUGGAUUUUUACAUCAGCAUGAGGAGUGUUUGAACCUGACGGAGCUCCUCACCUACUACGGCCUGACUCCCGAAUCACUAAUCUCCCCCAGCCAGUUCACCUACCUGUGUCCUGCCCUGCUCUACCAGAUUGAUAGCCGUGUUUGUAUCCGCCAUUACCACCAGAUGGAUGUCGAGCAGGAAGCCUUGGCGAAAGUCAGUACUGUGAUGGUCUGGGUCUGGGGCUUUGUGUCCAUCACCAUCAUCAGCCUGCUGUCUCUGCUGGGCGUGGUGCUCGUGCCCAUCAUCGACCAGGGCUGCUUCAAGUUCCUGCUCACCUUCCUGGUGGCGCUGGCCGUGGGAACGCUCAGUGGCGACGCUCUGCUUCACCUGCUCCCCCACUCUCAAGGGCAGCACAACCACAGCGAGCCUCGGACCAGCGACAAGACGGACAUGCUCACAGAGUUCGAUGGCGUGUGGAAGGGGCUGACGGCGCUGGCCGGCAUCUACCUCCUCUUCAUCAUUGAACACUGCCUCGGCAUGUUCAAGGUCUACAAAGACCAGCGGGCCUUGAAGAAGUCAAGGGAGGAGGGAAAGAUUGGCAGGAAGUUGUCAGACCACAAGCUGAACCGGCGCUCGGAUGCCGAGUGGCUGCACCUGAAGCCGCUCAGCGAAGACCCGGACAGCACGGCCGUCUCCUGUGACAACGGAUACAACGACACACAGCUCACAGAGUUCCAACCCCCGGACUCCCCCACUAACAAGACGCCGCUGGCCCCCGCACCCCCCCAACAGGACGAGCCGUCACCCGCCAAGGAGGUCGCCCCUAAGACCAAGCAGCACAGUCACAGACACGGCCACGGCCACUCCCACGGGGGGAACUGCCACUCGGACCAGGAGAUGAAGGACGCUGGGAUAGCCAGCAUCGCCUGGAUGGUCAUAAUGGGCGACGGCAUGCAUAACUUCAGCGACGGCCUGGCAAUAGGUGCAGCGUUCAGCGCCAACCUGACAGGAGGCAUCAGCACAUCAGUGGCGGUUUUCUGUCAUGAAUUACCUCAUGAACUUGGUGACUUUGCCGUGCUGCUGAAAGCCGGGAUGUCGGUGAAGCAGGCCAUCUUCUACAAUCUGCUGUCCGCCCUCAUGGCCUACUUCGGCAUGAUGAUUGGCACCGUCGUGGGCCAGUACACACACAGUGUCACCAACUGGAUCUUCGCCAUCACAGCCGGCAUGUUCCUGUAUGUGGCUCUGGUGGAUAUGCUGCCAGAAAUGCUCCACGGGGACAGUGAGGAACACAAGCGCUGCCAGAUGGGACACUUUGUGCUGCAGAACCUGGGCAUGCUGACCGGGUUCGGCAUCAUGCUGCUCAUCGCCAUCUUCGAAGACCAAAUCGUUUUCGAUUUUGGCUUCUUGUAGAGUAGA